This is a messenger RNA of Peronospora farinosa, 585 nucleotides long. NCBI's taxonomy places the organism in Eukaryota, Oomycota, Peronosporomycetes, Peronosporales, Peronosporaceae. The record is from the annotation of a GenBank genome assembly.
AUGCGUCUUUUGUUGUCGGUUUACGUUGUGGUUUGUGUCGUACUUCGAGCUAAUGCUUCGUACCCGGUAAACCUUGAGGCAAUCAAAACCUCGGAACCCGACUUACUGACGGCGAAGAACAAUGAACAAGACGCGAGGAAUUUGCGGCGCACUGACGACAAGUUAAUUACUACUGAAGAGGAGCGAGUACUUCCCCCGUCUCACGAUAUGGUCAACAUUCCGCUUGUCGAAAGUCACAGCAUCCCGUCUGUCGAAGCCAGCUCAAGUAACAGCAUCCUGUCUCUCAAGUCUCUUCCACGUCUUCCGUCUCCCAAGUCUCUUCCACGUCUCCCGUCUGUCGACUCCAUCAAAGUUGCGUUUCUGGAUCAAGCUGUUGGAAUGGUCGAUGUAUCCAAGAGUGAGUUACCAUUCAUGACCACGGUGAUCUUCACGAUAUUUAAAGCUUUAAAAGUGACACCGUUUCAACUAUUUUGGCGUCACAGUUUCAAUGAAAAGUGGAUGCAAGUUGCAACCACGUACGAAGGAUGGUUAAAAGCAGAUCGGUACAAGAAAGUAGAAGCAAACGGGAAAGACUUGAACGUAUAA